Molecule: messenger RNA, 2928 nt
Organism: Labeo rohita (rohu)
Lineage: Eukaryota; Metazoa; Chordata; Actinopteri; Cypriniformes; Cyprinidae
Gene: tial1
Product: TIA1 cytotoxic granule-associated RNA binding protein-like 1
Exons: 9
Coding region: 1128-1874 (248 amino acids)
Cellular component (GO): cytosol
Molecular function (GO): DNA binding; mRNA binding
Source: RefSeq, a predicted model, not a curated record
ACAGGAAGUCAAGGUAAAUUGGGCAACCACUCCUAGCAGUCAGAAGAAAGACACAUCCAAUCACUUUCAUGUUUUUGUGGGAGAUUUGAGCCCUGAGAUCACAACCGAUGACAUCAGAGCUGCAUUCGCACCCUUUGGGAAAAUCUCGUAAGUUCCCAGAAGUCACACCCUUUUGUGGAAUAUAUUUUCUUUUGUCUCAAUAAUAUCAAGUGGUGGUGUGUGCUUACUUUGAACCAGAUGAUCUCUAGAUAUUAUUUUUAAUCCCUGUUUUCCUAAAACCAUGGAAACAGUUUGAAAUAUUUUUUUGUUUAUUUAUUUUUUUAAGUACUUUUUUUAAGUCAUUGUUGGUAGUUCUUAACACAUUUAUUUGAUUUGGUAAUAUGUUGAUGCAAAGAUUUGCAUUUGUCAUUUGUGCUGGGAUUAGCUGUCAGUAACGAAACCUAUAAGACGCUUUCAUGUCUACAGAUUUUAAACCUGCACAGUUGUUUGUCAUAGUGUUUUAGAGACCAUAUUUUGGGUUAAAUUUAAGAUACCCAUACUGGGUAUUAUCAGCAAGCUCAGAGCAGUAUAGUCAAUAUUGUGUCCCCGAAUCGUUUUGUAAAGUGCACCUUAAAAUUUUUCAUCACUAAUCUUCACAACUUUUCCGAAAUUGGUAAGUAGUUUUGAUUUAUCUAAAAAGUAAAAAUUUUAGUUGUCAACACAGAACAUGAUACACUGCUACUCUGCAAAAUCUCCUUUUAGCUCUGAGUGUCAGUUAAUAGAGCUCUGGUUAUUUUACAGAAAUGCUCAUAGGAUUGGACAGGAGCUUGAAGGCUAACAGCAAGGAACUGUGCACUCUGGGAACUCAGAUGUAGAUUUUUUUUCUAUUUACUCUUUGCUUUUCAUAUUUGUAUACUGCAGAAUUUUCCUAUUAACGCUGACGUAGUGUAGACUUUUAACAAACCUCAGAUUACAUUCUUGAAUAUUUGCUUGCAAACAUUGUUUUAUGAUGGUUUUCCUAGUUGUGUUGAUAGUUUGAUUCUCCUAAAAUUCUGAAAAUGUUAAUUUCUCGAAAUUUGCAGCUUCCCAAACUCCAUAUUGGUGGUAAAGAAUUGACCAGGAAAAAUAACGAAAUCUGUUAACAGGCCAUGGAUGCACGAGUGGUGAAGGAUAUGACAACAGGGAAAUCAAAGGGGUAUGGAUUUGUGUCCUUCUAUAACAAACUGGAUGCUGAGAAUGCCAUAGUACACAUGGGGGGUCAGUGGCUCGGUGGACGGCAAAUCCGGACUAACUGGGCAACUCGGAAACCACCAGCCCCCAAGAGCGUGCAAGACAAUAGCUCCAAGCAGCUGAGAUUUGAUGAGGUGGUGAACCAGUCAAGCCCUCAGAACUGCACAGUGUACUGCGGUGGCAUUCAGUCAGGUCUCACAGAACACCUUAUGCGACAGACGUUUUCUCCUUUCGGACAGAUAAUGGAGAUCAGAGUUUUUCCAGAGAAGGGUUAUUCUUUUAUCAGGUUCUCCUCUCAUGAAAGUGCUGCUCAUGCAAUCGUCUCAGUGAAUGGUACCACCAUCGAAGGUCAUGUUGUGAAGUGCUACUGGGGCAAAGAGUCACCUGAUAUGGCCAAAAAUGUCCAGCCGAUGGAGUACGGUCAGUGGGGACACUGGAAUCAAAUGUACGGCAAUCCACAACAAUACGGUCAGUACAUGACGAACGGCUGGCAAGUGCCAUCAUAUGGAAUGUACGGGCAAACAUGGAAUCAGCAAGGAUUUGGUGUAGAACAAUCACAGUCCCCAGCCUGGGUGGGAGGUUUUGGGACGCAACCCUCUCAGGCUCAGCCUGGCCCAGUGAUGAACCAGGCUAACUUUGGAAUGGCCGGAUACCAGACACAGUGAUGUGACCUUGGUUCUUCAUAACACACGCCUCUCACACUUCUUUAGAUCCUGCUCUCAAAGAGAGGGUUGCUAAAGACUAAUAGAUGCACAUCAUCUUUUUCUCUACAAGCUUUGGAUCUGAAGCAGGAAUCGCUUUGUUGUAAAGAUUCAAAUUUAGAUUAAAGAGGCAAUUGAGUUAAGCGCCUUCAAUGGAAAUCUAAAUUCACUCGCAAGAUGUAUUCCUGUUUUAGUGGAAUUGAAGAUGUAUUGUAUCACUUGCCCACCACCCUUUUUUACUGCAUAUCUUGAGGAAAACUGCUGAUUUUUCCCUUAAAUCCCAGCUUCAGGAAGUUCACAGGUACAUUGCAGAAAGCCCAUGGUGUAAAUGGUUUUUUGAACUAAGUAUUUUCUUUUCUUCUUUUUUUUUCUCUUCCUAAAUAGCUGAUCAUGCAUUUGCUUGUUCAUUACAGUAUGGACUUUGAAUUUUGUACAAAAACACAACAAAUAGCAACAAAAAAAAACCUUUCAUUCUGCAUUCUGACUUGGCAAACAAAUGUAAGUAAAGGCACUUUUUGGGGGUUCAUUGGACCUGUGUCUUGUAAAUGUUGACGUGUAAAUGAAUUUCUAUGUGCAGUGGUGUAUAUUUAAUCCACAUUAGCUCCCCGUUCUCCUCCGAUUCUAGAGCUCUUUGAUACUGUGUGUAUAAUGUAUCUUUUUACUCCAAUUUACGGACAGUGAAAUCUCUCCCAUUCACUAUGGAGAAAGGGUCAUAAUGGCCAUACCUGUAAAUAUCUUUUGAUAUCUUGGCCUGGAAUAAGGGUUUCAAAGCAUGCGCUCUAUUCGACGGACUUUUGCGGAACUAAGCAGCGUAUGUCAGACAAACGUUACACGUGUACAAGCAAGCCUUAAUUUUUGCUCAGUCAUACACAUAUUUCAGUUGAACACUUUGAGACCCUCAUAGAGAGCUGUAUGAUUUCUUUUAGAGCCUACUGUAAAUUUGUCCCUUUGCUGUUUUAACAAAUAUGUGUGCCAUUUUUGAGUAGCCAGAGAAAAGGUUUGGAUUUUUUUUUUUUUU